AUGCUUGUCAAAGACUGCAACAAACUGGUGGAGCAAAUUAAAGCGCGAAUUCAGAACUGGAAGCAUAGAGCUCUGUCAUUUGCUGGUAGACUUCAACUAAUAAAUUAUGUGCUCCAAUCCCUGCAGGUUUACUGGUGCUCGGUUGUUCUCCUUCCCAAAACAACUAUCAAAGACUUAGAAAAAGUCUUUAAGGGUUUCUUAUGGAAUGGUGGCGACUUAAAGAAAGGAAGCGCUAAGAUUGCGUGGAAAAUGGUGUGUCGACCUAAAGAAGAAGGAGGAUUGGGAAUACGUAACUUACAGACUUGGAAUGAAGCUCUUCUCUCCCGUCAAAUUUGGAGACUUUUUACUGCAACAAGCUCUCUAUGGGUUGAUUGGGUUAAAAUCCAUCAUCUUAGAAAACAAACCUUUUGGGAGGUUAAAAGCAAGGAUCUUGAAGGCUGUUCGUGGUCUAAUAUGCUCUCUUUGCGAGACAAAAUAUGGAAACAUAUAUGGAGAGUACAUGGGGAUGGAAUGAGCAUAAAUCUAUGGUAUGACAAUUGGCAUGCAGGUGGCCCAUUGAUCAAUAUCAUAACGGAAGAUGAAAGGAAUCUUCAUGGGCUACCCAACGACCUCACGGUGCACCAGUUUUGUAGUAAUCAUACCUCGGGGUGGCCUUGGGAAUGGGGAGAUCGGUUCCCUAAUAUCCAACUCCAGGGUCUCCCUAAUCUCGAAAUAAAUAAAGAUGAUGGGAUUUAUUGGCGGGACUUGGAAGGAAAGAGUGUUGAGUUUUCCCCUACUCAAGUGUGGAAGGAUAUCAGGAUAGCCAGCCCGGUCGUUCCUUGGUAUAAGGUGGUUUGGUUUAAGCUCAACAUUCCAAGCCAUGCUUUCAUUCUUUGGCUUGCCAUUCAUGAUAGAUUGAUGACACAGGAACGAAUGCAAAUAUGGCAAAACUCGGCGAACCUCAAGUGUAUGCUUUGUAAGAUGGUGUCUGACUCGACGACCCACUUAUUCUUUGAAUGUCAGUAUUCGCAUGGGGUUUGGACUAAAGUGUGUGAUAUGUGUAAUAUCCAAUUCCCGGAUUUCAGGUUGAAAAAAAUAAUCGAGUACCAAAUUCCCCGCCUUCAAAGCAAUCACAUACAAACAGAAAUUGAGAAACUUGCUUUGGCUGCCACGAUCUAUUUGAUUUGGAGAGAAAGGAACUCUCGUCAUCACAAUGGAAGCACUGCUUCCCAAGCAAAACUAGUGAAUCAAGUUCUUAACUCUCUGAAAACUCGGUUUUGA
This is a messenger RNA of Lactuca virosa, 1260 nucleotides long. NCBI's taxonomy places the organism in Eukaryota, Viridiplantae, Streptophyta, Magnoliopsida, Asterales, Asteraceae. The record is from the annotation of a GenBank genome assembly.